AUGGAGACGGUGGGCCCCGGCCGCAGCAGCUUCCAGCCGCACCCGGGGCUGCAGAAGACCCUGGAGCAGUUCCACCUGAGCUCCAUGAGCUCAUUGGGCGGCCCGGCCGCCUUCUCGGCGCGCUGGGCGCAGGAGAUGUACAAGAAGGAGAGCGCCAAGGAGCCCGGCGCCGCGGCCCCGGGCGCGGAGCAGCAGCAGCCCCCGCAGCCGCCGCAGCCCCCGCAGCCGCUGCAGCAGCAGCAGCAGCAGCAGCAGCAGCAGCAGCCCCCGCCGCCGCCCCCCGUGCUGCACCUGCCCCCCAUCCAGCCGCCGCCGCCCGUCAUGCCGGGCCCCUUCUUCAUGCCCUCGGACCGCUCCACCGAGCGCUGCGAGACCAUCCUGGAGGGCGAGACCAUCUCGUGCUUCGUGGUGGGCGGCGAGAAGCGCCUGUGCCUGCCGCAGAUCCUCAACUCGGUGCUGCGGGACUUCACGCUGCAGCAGAUCAACUCGGUGUGCGACGAGCUGCACAUCUACUGCUCGCGCUGCACCGCCGACCAGCUGGAGAUCCUCAAAGUCAUGGGCAUCCUGCCCUUCUCGGCGCCCUCGUGCGGGCUCAUCACCAAGACGGACGCCGAGCGCCUCUGCAACGCCCUGCUCUACGGCGGCGCCUACCCGCCGCACUGCAAGAAGGAGUUCGCCAGCGCCCUGGAGCUCGAGCUCACCGAGAAGAGCUUCAGGGUGUACCACGAGUGCUUCGGCAAGUGUAAGGGGCUGCUCGUGCCCGAGCUCUACGUGAACCCCAGCGCCGCCUGCAUCCAGUGCCUGGACUGCCGCCUCAUGUACCCCCCGCACAAGUUCGUGGUGCACUCGCACAAGGCCCUGGAGAACAGGACUUGCCACUGGGGCUUCGACUCGGCCAACUGGAGGGCCUACAUCCUCCUCAGCCAGGAUUACACUGGGAAAGAGGAGAAAGCCAGGCUGGGCCAGUGUCUGGACGACGUGAAAGAAAAGUUCGACUAUGGCAACAAAUACAAGAGGAAAGCACCCAGGGUCCCUUCUGAACCCCCAACAACCAUCAAGCCUAAAACAGAUGAUUCCUCUACACAAUCCCCUCCUUCUGAGAAGGACAAGCAGUCCAGCUGGUUACGGCUGGCAAGCUCGUCCAAUAAGAGCAUUGGCUGCAUGCAUCCCCGGCAGCGCUUGUCAGCUUUCCGACCUUGGUCCCCCGCUGUUUCUUCCAAUGAGAAAGAUCUCUCCACACACCUUCCUGCACUGAUUAGAGACAGUAGCCCCCGGCUCAUGCUUUCUCCCCCUUUCUGCAGUUUUUAUUCAUAUAAGAGUUUCGAGAAUGCUGUGGCUCCUAACGUGGCGCUAGCUCCCCCCACACAGCAGAAGAUUGUGAGCAGCCCCCCCUGCACCACCAUCGUGUCCCGGGCCCCCGAGCCCCUCACCAUGUCCAUACAGCCCCGGAAAAGAAAGCUGCCCAUGGAGAACCCUGGCGUGCCAGAGACCGUGGCCCCUGCCACUGCCCCCGAGGAGGAGAAGGAUUCCGAGGCAGACGUGGAAGUCGAGAGCAGAGAGGAAUGUAAGUUCACUUCGUCCUUGUCCUCGCUGUCCUCCCCGUCCUUUACCUCAUCCAGCUCAGCCAAGGACAUGAGCUCUCCAGGCGUGCAGGCCCCUGGAGGCGGCGGUGGUGGGGGCUCGGUCAGCGGAGGCGGCACGGUCAGCGCUUCUUUCGAGGCCGUGGCCCACGCUGAGUCCCACAGCAACGGACUGGAGGCUGAACUGGAGCAUCUGAGGCAGGCCCUGGAAAGUGGUCUGGACACUAAGGAAGCCAAAGAGAAAUUCCUUCAUGAAGUCGUGAAAAUGAGAGUGAAACAGGAAGAAAAGCUCAACGCAGCCUUGCAGGCCAAGCGCAGCCUGCACCAGGAGCUGGAGUUCCUACGAGUGGCCAAGAAGGAGAAGCUUCGAGAGGCAACGGAGGCCAAGCGCAACCUGCGGAAGGAGAUCGAGCGCUUGCGGGCGGAGAAUGAGAAGAAGAUGAGAGAGGCCAAUGAGUCCCGGCAGCGGCUCAAGAGGGAGCUGGAGCAGGCCCGGCAGGUCCGCGUGUGCGACAAGGGCUGCGAGGCCGGCCGGCUGCGGGCCAAGUACUCUGCGCAGAUCGAGGACCUGCAGGUGAAGCUUCAGCAUGCCGAGGCUGACAGGGAGCAGCUCCGGGCCGAUCUCCUGCGGGAGCGGGAGGCCCGGGAACAUUUGGAGAAAGUUGUGAAGGAGCUUCAGGAGCAGCUGUGGCCUAAACCAAGCCCUCAGGCCAGCGGCGGCCACAGAAACGAGCUGGACAGCGAGCUACCGCAUGAGCCCCGAGCCUGAGGCGCUCCCUCCGCCAGUGAUGGGCACACGCGUGUGCCCGCGUGUGUCUGACGGGACGAGCGUUUCCACACCCAGGAAACAGACUAGGGGUGCGCUGGAGGGCGCCCUUGACCCCUGGCAGCAGAAGCACUGAGUUCCUGCCUCUCCCCGUCCUAUAGCACAACAUCUUCCUGUGCCUCGAACAUCGCUGAGUGUUGACGAACAGCGCUUUUGGACGCCACCCGGCGACGUUUUCUACUGGUCAGCGAGCGCAGGGGGCUCCCCCAUUUGGUCCCCGCUUGCUGGAACACUUGGAAACGCAAACUUUUGUUAUAAGCUAUUUAAGACAGUGACAGACCUGAUAGUCCCAGAAAUGAACAAGUUUUUUAUAAGUAAAUUUUCAAAACCCACAAACACUUGGUGAUGCACAAUUUGGAUGAGUGGUUACACGGCCGCGGCCCAGGGGAGGCCCCAGCUCGCUCCCGCAGCCCUCCGCCGGCCAGGCCUGGGGAGCCCUCACGGUUUGACCUUCUCAUGUGGUUUGAUUGGGAGAUUUGAGUGAGUUUGGUUUUUGUUUUUUGUUUGUUUGUUUUUUAAGUCUUUAUUUUUAAGUGAUCAGUACCUAGUUUUCCAGCACGGAUGCUAGAAGAAGAAGAGUGUGUGGGAGAGAGAGAUGAACUGAAAAGCUGCCCAGCCUUACUGAAGACGUACGUCAUGGCUCCUGCGUCGUCACCCCGAGUCUGCAGACGGCCGCGGCUGCUGUGUUCAGAGACACCCCCCCCCCCCAUCGUGCCCCAGCACCCAGGAGGAGGAGGGGGAGGCCGGCCCGAGUCACUCUGAGGACAGUCGCUUCGUUUUUUUUACUGGAUUGCGCUACUUUGUUACAUCCCUUUCCUCAUAAAGGACAGUAUUUAUCUCCCCAUUGUUCAGGUUAUCCCUGCGCACGGCUUCCCAGUGUCCAGCGCUCCUGUCGCUGCUGUGAAUGAUCGGUGGCCAUGCCUUGCAGUAUGACCAAGGGGGCUGCUUUAAUUCUGGGAUCCACUGAGACCCCCCCACCUCUGCACCAGAACAAAAUGCAGCAUUUCAUCAUCGCUUGGUCUUGGGGCUGUUUUCUGUCUGUCUGUCUGAACUCAUCCUUAGACUGCACUUUGUUGAAAACUCCCUGUGUCUUUUUCUUCCCGCUUAUCAAUCAGCUCGAGUUGAAAGGUUUUCACUUUUAAAAUAUAUUGUACCAAUGUUCUCAAACAGAUUCUAUCCUAGCACUCAAGUGCUUAGAAAAUUUCCUUUGGUGCUUGGUUGAACAAGGGACACAUAAGAAAAUAAUAAUGAUGCAAAACCUGAAUCCUGGGGGGUCUCUGUGUGCCUUCCUGCGUCUUGUAUGUUCAACACUGACUUGUGACUUUCCCCUCUCUCCAAACCCCCAAAUACCUAUCAACAGUGUAGAGAAAUGGAAUCGACCAGUAUCAAAAGAAUUUCAUGCUUGCUUGAAAGCAUUUAUUACAGAUAAUCUCAUUGGCUUUCAACUGUUUGUGCAAAUUUAUAGAAGGUUUGUUCUGCCCAAACCUGAAAGCAGUUUUCCAUAGACAAGAGAUGGCUUCCCAUCCUAAAAUUGUAGUAUUUAUUUACAUAAAAAAUAAGAUUUUACAGGAAUUCUAUGCUAACCGCCAUGGUGACUGAGCAUUAACUGGAGGUUAAUGUGUUAGGUGCAAAAAAAAAAAAAAAUUAUCAAUAUAGGUCAGGGAAGCAACAGCUACCACCCGCUAAAUCCACAGAAAUUAGGCAGAAAAGAGCAUUGGCAGGUUUUCUCUCCCCACCCCCACCCCCAUUCUCUGAUGUUGGAGAUCCUGGUUCUGUUGAAGUGGCCCCUUCUCACGUGCAAUGCAAAAAGAACAUUGUUGAGACAGCAUUUUAUGUGGGAUCUUUUUUUGUUUCUCGUUUUGUUUGUUUUUUUGUUUUUUGCUUCUUUGUAUGUUUUUCUUUUACAGUUAUUAAAAAUUCAUAUGCAUGGAAUUUAAAAAUCUCUGCCAUAUGUAUAUUCAUUAAUGGGCAUUAUUACUGAUUUGUGUAAAGGGUUUAUUUUGUUAUGCAAUAUGCAGAAUACUGUUUCAGGCUUAGGUGUUUCCAGAUUUGUACUUUUUCAGCUAUUUCUUCAAGGGAAACUAGCAAUUGAGUUUUAGCAGCGCUUUUAGGUGUGUUAGCAUAUCUGUGUUGCUGUGCUAGGUUGCCAAGUCGAGAAAUUACACAGAGAACAAAAGGCUUUCCCGUGGGCGCGGGUUUGCUUGGAGGCGCCGUGCUCAGGGAGGGUGGCUGGGGCUUCACUUCUGCGUUCUAGACUCAGGUGUGAGUAGGUGGUCCUCCUUACCCAGCAGUGGAUAAAACCCUUUUCCCUUCCAGGUGAAUGAGCCUGGAAUACUCCUCCCCCACCCCCUGGUGGACAUCUCCCCAACAUCUCCCCUUCCACCAUUUUCUGCCAGAAAGUGCAUGUUCCACCCCUACCCCCUUACUACCCCGAGCCUUGUUUCUUGAAAAAUCAGUGAGAUCUGAACACUUUGCAGUAACUUGUCCCAAAGAGUAUGGGGUUAGAACACACCCCCCCGUCCCGGUGAUCCCAACAGUAUUGAGUUACUUGGCAUCAGAUUUUUUUUUAAGGCCAAAUUUUUCCCUUGAGAGCAUUCACACUGAUUCUGCUGGGCACAGGCUGCCCACGAAAUGCAGCUGUGCCGAUUUCCUGAUGAUCGGUUCAUAUCAGAGCUAGGAGAUGUUGAUUUUUUUCUUCUCUUCCCACCCUGCGCCCCCCAAGUUGGCAUAUGCAGCCCCUUGCAAAACCUUUUCAAAUUAAAGUUAUCGAUGAAUGGAAUUCAGUCUUAUUUCACAGAUUUGAUAGAGAACGAUGUGAACAGACUAUGGGAACAAAUUCUCCUCACCAGCAGCUCAUUGUUAGGUUGUUUUUCGGUCAAUUAACGUUCAAUUUUUUCUUUUUCCAGCGUGCACAACCCCAAAUUGGGUGACUUGUGAUUGGACCCUUCCCCCCCUUCAUUUUAUUUUGUUUGAUAAUAGUAGAAUCACUUGGAACUGACUGGCAUGUGUCUGUGCGCGAGCCCCUUGCCACACAAAUGAGAGGCCCUUUGCCAGAUUUUGUAGCUGCUUAAAGUACAUGUUUCUAAUCCUAGGCCGUGUAGGAGCAGCUAACUCCUGCUGCACUGGCAGCCUUGGAAGAGGAGGAGGAGGAGGGAGGAAUUGGUUCCCGGUGUGAUUUCUGUGUAUAAAGCAUUUUUAUACUGCAGCCAAACGAGGUCGCUUAGAGACAGAACUGCUCAUAGUUUUACUCCAUUAAUGCAGCUGCAGCUUAGUUUUCUUUAAGAAGAAGGGAGAAGAGGUGUCUUGUAGGCUGUUGACUCUCCCUAUACUUAAAUAUAUUACCUAGAUAAUUGUAUAUUCAGUUUAAUUACUCAUUGUUUCUAUACUGAAAGAAGACUUAACGAAGGGAAAAAACCAACAGCAAUAACAUUCAUAUCUAUGGAGCAGCUAACUAGUACACAUAAUAUUCUGCUUUUCAUACAAAACUAGCCAAUAUGUAAAAAAAAACAACAAAAAUAACAAAAAAAAUCAACAUGUAAAUACUUUUUUUUUUUCAUUUUACACUGUUGUAUUAUAAGUGUAUAUGGUGGUUACUUUUUCAGAAACUCUUUCUUACUUGGUAGUCGUCUUGUUUUCUGAGUUGUGUUUUUAACAAAAAAAAAUUCUUUGCUUGUCUGUUGGGGGGUUUGGAAAACACUUUUGGCAAGUUUUCAAUGUGGGUUAUCAUUUUCCAUCUUAAGUUUUGGGUCCUUAUUUUCAUGGUAAAAUAUUUUAUUAUUAAAGGUUAAAUUCUCUUCUCCUCCCCCCCCAAAAGUCCACAUGUUUUUGAGGGAGGUUUUUUUGUUUGUCAGAAGUUAUAAAUGACAUUUUUUUUCAAUUGAGGAAAAAAAAAUCUACAUUUAUAAUAGCCAAGAGCAUUUCAGCACAUUUCUGUUCUCCUGUUUUCUCCUAUGCUGCUGCUAAUGACAAUAUUAUGACUUACUCUACUAUUCAAGAACUAUUUUUAUGUAAUUAAUGUAUGCUUUCUUGUUUAUAAAUGCCUGAUUUUAAAAAACGAAAAAAAAGAAAGAAAAAAGCUUGGCAUAUUUAUCUAUCUCGCUGUCUACCUUGUUGGUCCUUCCCCCCCCCCCCCCCCCGAAACAGAUAAUAUUGUAAAAUAAAGGCCUCUAUGAGAAUAUGUAUGAAAAUAGCUCUGCUUAUAUACCAGUGACUGAAUGUACAGUGUAUAGACGCAUUACCUAAAAUAAACAAAAGUGUUUGGUUCAACUAUUUCCACA
Messenger RNA from Vombatus ursinus (common wombat), 6683 nucleotides. RefSeq names its product SKI proto-oncogene (gene SKI). The transcript is spliced from 7 exons. The record is from RefSeq and is a predicted model, not a curated record. Gene Ontology annotation, molecular function: SMAD binding; DNA-binding transcription factor activity, RNA polymerase II-specific; RNA polymerase II cis-regulatory region sequence-specific DNA binding. Gene Ontology annotation, cellular component: nucleus. Lineage: Eukaryota; Metazoa; Chordata; Mammalia; Diprotodontia; Vombatidae. Bases 1 to 2349 code for a protein of 782 amino acids. Gene Ontology annotation, biological process: negative regulation of BMP signaling pathway.